Setaria italica (foxtail millet) is the source of this 970-nucleotide messenger RNA. RefSeq lists its product as uncharacterized. Bases 56 to 580 code for a protein of 174 amino acids. The transcript is spliced from 4 exons. The record is from RefSeq and is a predicted model, not a curated record. NCBI's taxonomy places the organism in Eukaryota, Viridiplantae, Streptophyta, Magnoliopsida, Poales, Poaceae.
GUCUGGUUAGCUAUCUACAGCGGAGAGUCGGAUCAGCUUGUCAAUUGACCGCGCCAUGGCCUUCUCGGCUUUCUCAUGGCCGUUUCGCCGCCGGGGGAGCGGCAGCGGGGGUGGCGGCGGUGCAAGCAAGCCCGUCGCCGCCGCGGCCGAGGAGUGCGAGGAGCUGGGCGUGACCCCGCAGCUCCUGGACUUCCUCCGGACGCUCUCCCCCGACGCCUUCAAGGCCGCCGCCCUCCAGCUCCAAGGAGGCUAUGCGGAGGCGACCGCCGGCGACCUCACGAGCUGGCAGGAGCGGCAUGCCGUGCUCGUGCUAUCCAAAGCCAAGGAACUCGCCAAGAUUCGGUACGAUCUGUGCCCUCGCCACAUGAAGGAUAAGCAGUUCUGGAGGAUAUACUUCCUGCUUGCCAAGAGCUAUAUCUCACCGUACGAGCUACGUGCCAUACAGAAAGAAAAGAUAAGAAGGAUGGAGACGGGAAAUGGCAAGUCAAAAGAAGUUAUUACUGUUGAAGUGGAGAUGCAAGAAUCAAAAGGCAGUCGAGGCUCUCAACCAUCAGAAUUUGAUUUAGAAUCCCAAUCUUAGCUUCACAUUCAUAGCUUCUAACAGGAUUUAACCUAGGUAAUGCAACUAUGCAAAUGGUAGUCCUUUCAUGAUUCCUUCACAGAUCAAUAGCUCACAUGUCCAGUUGCAAUGUCUGGUAAGGUGUGCAAAAAGUGUUCCACAAGUUCACCAGAUGAUGCAUGUUUUUGUAACUGCUCCCGCUGGGUUGGAAGUCUACUGAUUGUGCUUUUUGUAUACUGAUAGUAGUUCUUUUGGGCAUCAUCUAGCAUAUGCUCGUUGGCUGUGCUCUGAGCCACUGACAUGUAACUUGAUGGUAUCUUAAGUGUGAUCUUGAUGCGAUGACAUGAAUAUGUUUCGUACUAAUAACUUGCUUGUGCCAAUGAGAUAUUUUUCUGCGCGUGUUGGAUUUCA